This is a messenger RNA of Naegleria fowleri, 567 nucleotides long. RefSeq lists its product as uncharacterized. The record is from RefSeq and is a predicted model, not a curated record. The transcript is spliced from 3 exons. Lineage: Eukaryota; Heterolobosea; Eutetramitea; Acrasida; Naegleriidae. Bases 1 to 567 code for a protein of 188 amino acids.
AUGCAACCUUCUCAACAACCACAACCUCCUACACCCAAGUCGAGCGAUCAUGAUAUCAAAAACGUACCCAUUGCUUUUUCACAGCUUCCUCCACCUCCAUCUGCAAGAGACACUUCAGAACCACAUGAAGAGAAUGAACAACACUCCAAUAAGGCCACUCCAUCUUCACAGCCCAUCUUACGAGACACGUUGCUACCUCAAUGGGCUAAGGGUGCAAGUGCUUCCCCAAAACCUACAGACAAGAAGGAUGACGAAGAUAAACCGCUAUCGGUCUCUCAUAUCCACAAGAGAGUGCCUACUCCUUCUGACGGCAAUGAUGAUGAUCUUGUGAACUCUGACGAAAUGCUCCAUCAAGAUCAAGGCGCACUUCUUGACAAGCACAAAAACCUUAUUGAAGAUCUGAGCGAUGGUGAAGAUUCGAAUGAUGAAGAUAACAUUAUCAUGUUUCCUUCAUCUGAAAAUAGUUCUGAUACUAGUUUUCAAGUGGCUGAAAAUGAUCACACAGACUUUGUUCAGGAUCAACCUUCCGAAGAAAGAAUGAAAUCAGUCUUUUGGCUGACAAUUUGA